This is a messenger RNA of Megalopta genalis, 3504 nucleotides long. RefSeq names its product glucose dehydrogenase [FAD, quinone]. Gene Ontology annotation, molecular function: flavin adenine dinucleotide binding; oxidoreductase activity, acting on CH-OH group of donors. The record is from RefSeq and is a predicted model, not a curated record. NCBI's taxonomy places the organism in Eukaryota, Metazoa, Arthropoda, Insecta, Hymenoptera, Halictidae.
GCAUAGUGUUCCUCUCGCCUGGUUCUCACUCUCCGCACUCGCCGCAACGCGGUCGGAGUCCGGCAGUCUGCUACGUUUCACAAAUCUGUUGCAACUCCACCGGUUCGAUCGGCAGGACUCGCAUCGCGAUUCGGUUCGAUUCGACUCCAUUGGGUUCGCGUCGCGUCGGUUUCUAACCACGGUUCGCGAGAAACACCGAUCGGUGGAUUCAUCGGGGACCAAUGUGCCUCGAGGAGAAGCUGCCGGUACAGAAAAGCGGUCGUGCGACGCGGGAAAGUUUGAGUGCCAUGAGAAAGUGCAGUUGUCCUGCGCUGCAAUUUUAAAUUCGAAAAAGAGAGAUUCACUCCGCCGAAUGGCACGCGAUUGGACAUGGUCGUCGCGGGGUGGAACUGAACGGAAAUGGCAAUAGGGCUGACCACAGUACUCAGCACCACCUCGAUCCUCGGAUUCAGCAUAAUUCCUCUCCUGGCUAUCGGCUUGUCCGUGUUUCGAUACAACCAAGCCGAUCCGGAGUCUCAUCCGACGAACGCACGUCAGCUGCUGAGAACAUAUGAUUUCAUAGUGGUGGGCGGUGGGAGCGCGGGGGCGGUUGUCGCCUCGAGGCUGUCCGAGAUUUCGAAUUGGACGGUGCUACUUUUGGAGGCCGGCGGCGACGAAAAUGAAGUCACAGACGUGCCAAUUUUGGCUGGAUACACACAGCUCACGGAGUUCGAUUGGAAAUACCAGACUUCACCACCGAUCACGUCCGCUUAUUGCCUUGCCAUGAUCGGCGACAGGUGUAACUGGCCCCGGGGUAAAGUCCUUGGCGGCAGUAGCGUGCUGAACGCGAUGGUAUACGUUCGGGGUAAUCGCCGCGAUUACGACAACUGGGCAGCGCUAGGCAACGUGGGCUGGAGCUACGCGGACGUGCUGCCCUAUUUCCUGAAGUCGGAGGACAACCGCAACCCGUACUUAGCAAGAACCCCGUACCACACGACCGGCGGCUAUCUAACCGUCCAAGAGUCCCCGUGGCGAUCCCCCCUGUCGGUCGCCUUUCUCCAAGCCGGCCAGGAACUCGGCUACGAGAUCCGAGACAUAAACGGCGCUAAUCAAACCGGCUUCAUGCUGACGCAGGCGACGAUCCGCCGCGGCAGCCGCUGCUCGACAGCGAAGGCUUUUCUGAGGCCGGUGAAGAACAGGCAGAACCUGCACAUAGCGAUGAACUCGCAGGCGCUGAGGGUGCUGUUCAACGGCGACAAGAGGGCCACGGGAGUGGAGAUUCUCCGGGACGGCCGCCGGGAGACCAUAAGGGUGCGACGAGAGGUGGUGCUGUCAGCCGGAGCAAUUAACUCGCCCCAGCUGCUGAUGGUAUCGGGCAUCGGGCCAAGGGACCACCUGGAGGAGCUCGGCAUCCCGGUGAUAUCCGAUCUGAGGGUCGGGGACAACCUCCAGGACCACGUCGGCCUCGGCGGGCUGACGUUCAUCGUCAACGAGCCGAUCAGCCUGAAGAGAGAACGCUUCCAGACGUUCCCGGUGAUGAUGGACUACAUCCUGAACGAACGGGGACCGAUGACCAGCCCCGGCAUAGAGGGCUUAGCCUUCGUCAACUCGAAGUACGCCGAUCCUUCGGCGGACCAUCCGGACAUCCAGUUUCACUUCGCCGCCAGCUCGGUGAACUCCGACGGCGGUGACCAGAUCAAGAAGAUCUUGGGGCUCAGGGACAGAGUGUACAACACCAUGUACAAACCUCUGCACAACUCCGAGACCUGGUCCAUCCUGCCGCUGCUCCUCAGGCCCAGGAGCUCGGGCUGGGUCAGAUUGAAGAGCAAGAAUCCGCUCGUCUAUCCGGACAUCAAUCCUAACUACUUCACGCACAAAGAGGAUAUAGAUAUCCUGGUCGAGGGCAUCAGGAUCGCCAUGGAGAUUUCGAAUACCACCGCGUUCCAGAGGUUCGGCUCCAGGCCGCAUACUAUUCGGAUGCCAGGGUGCAACCGGUAUCCGUUCGACACUUACGAUUACUGGGAGUGCGCUAUCAGGCACUUUACUUUCACUAUUUAUCAUCCUACUGGGACCUGCAAGAUGGGGCCCAGGAGUGACCCUACUGCGGUGGUCGAUCCUAGGCUCAGGGUCUUCGGUGUAAAAGGACUGAGGGUGGCUGAUGCUUCUAUCAUGCCUGUGAUCGUCAGUGGGAAUCCUAAUGCGCCGACGAUCAUGAUCGGAGAGAAGGCGAGUGAUAUUAUCAAGGAGGAUUGGUUGUAUAAGAAGAAGAGGUACGUUGGCAGAUGAGGGGGAGGGGGGCAUUCUUUUGAGUGGUGAUGUGUUGUGAUUUUUUGACAGCGGAUAAUGUUUUGAAAAUUGAAGGUACAGUUUGGUUUUUUCUAGAAACGGGUUAGCUAUCGCGUGAAUGUUGACAGAGCUCUCAAGCCUGCGAGGUGGAUGUUGUUAAUGAUUGCCAUGACUGACGUGGCUAGAUCCAUUCAGAUUAGUACUUGUCAAGUCUUGUGGAAGUUUCCUACGCUGCAAGUUAAUUUUAAUAAUCUUAAUAUAAAUAGUUAAUGGUUUAACUUGCAAUUUCGAGUCGAACUGGAUCUGAGGCAGGCCUUUCAGGUCUGCAACACUUUUCAACAUUUUUGUGCCGCCGGAGUAAGAGUGGGAGAAUUCCCCCUCCACGUUCCACGCAUCUGUCACAGUAUAGCAAUAGUCAUUUGUGGACUCGACGCAAGUGUGACAGGGUAUCAAUCGUGGACGCGAUAUUUUCCAUAUUUUUCCCUUACUAUCGCCCUAUACAAAUUAAUUAUUCAAUAUUAUACUAGAUCAUUUAUAUUAGCUUCAGUUUACAAAGCGUUUCGAAGUAAUUAUCACAUGACUUGGAGGGGAAAUUUCCCUACUCUUACCUCAGCGGCACAAAAAUACUGCAAGCUUGGAAAGUCUGAUUUGAGGUUGCAUUAGUUACUUGUCCAUAUCUAUAUUAUCUAAUAAGAGGUAUAGAAUUUGUUUCGCAAGUAAAAAGACAAAACUGAUCGAAAAUUUUGUAUCCGCUGUAACACAGGGAUUAUUAAAAUUCUGUUAAUAUUUAACAGUAAAUCAAAUAAUAAAUAAUUACGUCCAUUUGCAUAGUAAUACUGCUGGAUUUAAUACUGUUAGCGUACAUUACAUUUCGACUUUCCCGCGCCCGUAGAAUACAGCAGUUGGUAACCUGUGUCACUAAAAUGCACGCGACGAAAAUGGCGCGAAAUUCAAAUUCUACAUCUCUCAGUAAAUCACCCUUCGGAAGCAUUUCAAUAAUUUUGUUUUAAACAAUCGGUUUCUAGAAAAGUUUUAUAUUAAUUAAGAAAAUUACAUUACACCAAAGAUAAUUUGUUGGUUUACGAAUUACAUGGACAUCUUUAUGAAGCAAUUUAUUACUGUGUAAAAGUAGCUCAAUAAUUUUCUUGUACAUAAUAAUUUCAACAGGAGUCGUUAAAUUGUGUUACUGAAAAUAUUUUGUUGUUUCAAAAAUAAAAUCUUCUUCAAUAAUUUAUUAAA